Dalotia coriaria is the source of this 551-nucleotide messenger RNA. Its product is annotated as NADH dehydrogenase [ubiquinone] 1 beta subcomplex subunit 7-like. Gene Ontology annotation, cellular component: mitochondrion. The transcript has 3 exons. NCBI's taxonomy places the organism in Eukaryota, Metazoa, Arthropoda, Insecta, Coleoptera, Staphylinidae. Bases 99 to 485 code for a protein of 128 amino acids. The record is from RefSeq and is a predicted model, not a curated record.
UGCGCGCAUCGUACAACUGUCAUACUCACUCAAUGUAAGGUUAAGAUUGAUUUGUGCCCUGGUUCUUAACACAAAUUAGUAAAUAAUUCGCGUUUAAAAUGGGCAACGCAAUGGGAAAUAUGCCGAAUAACGGCAUCAACCUUUAUUUCCACCCCGAUGUGACGCCCGACCCGCUGAAACCACCAAAGAAUGAUCCACUGGAUGGCUUUCCCAACGGACGCAAACUGAGAACGGUGAAAACGACGGAACAGGAAAUGUACUCGGCAAAGAUUCCCUUAAACGAUCGCGAUUACUGCAUUGAUCAAUUGAUGGUAUUCCGGGCAUGCCGGAAAGACAACUGGCCUUUUGCUGUUAACUGCGAGCAUGAAAAACAUGUAUAUUUAAACUGCCAAUAUGAUGAUUAUGUGAACAGAAUGAAGGAAUAUGAACGCGAGAGGCGUCUGAUGGUACGCGCGAAGAAGUUAGGAGUCGAAAUGGUCGCGUGAGCGCUGUUAUUACACCACUUACAAUGUAGCAAAUCUUAUUAUGUAAAUAUACAAUAAUCAACAAAA